Peniophora sp. CBMAI 1063 is the source of this 459-nucleotide messenger RNA. Lineage: Eukaryota; Fungi; Basidiomycota; Agaricomycetes; Russulales; Peniophoraceae. The record is from the annotation of a GenBank genome assembly.
AUGCAGACGCUACCAACAAUAGCGUUAUCGCUAGGAUCAGCGACAGACGUGGUCAUCGCUACCGUGCUCAGCUUCUACCUGCACACAAUGCGCACGGGCUACCAGAGAUCUGAGAGGUUGAUCGACAGGUUGAUUAUCUUUAGCGUCAAUACAGGAGCUCUUACUGCGGUAGCCAGUAUAUGUGUUGCUGUUCUGUUCCAAACGAUGCCGAACAACUUCGUCUUCAUCUCUGUCUACUUCCUUGUUUGUAAAUUAUACUCCAACUCUUGCCUAGCAACGCUCAAUUCGCGGAGAGGCAAGGGCCACGAUCGAGACGAAGACUGUGCGUCUCAUGUCGCCAGCCACGCAUUGGCGUUUUUCAACCCCCGAUCAAACAAUGUGCCCAUCGAUGUGGAUACUACCAAACUGACUCGGUCUGUGAUUGAAAUCGAUGUACGCCAAGAAACAUCUAUCACUUAG